AUGGCUAAGGAUCGCAGUGCUGGUAGCCCGUUCGCUGCAUCAGAUCUUGACUUGGACGACGACGCCAAUCUUCUCAAACAAAAGCUUGGACAAGCCAUACGAGUCAGACUGGCGCUUCUCUCGGCUGGCUUCCACCCGAAGAUGGCUAUCAAUCGAUUCUCAGGCGGUAUCGAUUCAAAUGUCAACUAA
Messenger RNA from Ostertagia ostertagi, 189 nucleotides. NCBI's taxonomy places the organism in Eukaryota, Metazoa, Nematoda, Chromadorea, Rhabditida, Trichostrongylidae. The record is from the annotation of a GenBank genome assembly.